Molecule: messenger RNA, 2038 nt
Organism: Paramecium primaurelia
Lineage: Eukaryota; Ciliophora; Oligohymenophorea; Peniculida; Parameciidae
Source: the annotation of a GenBank genome assembly
AUGAAACCUUUUUAAACACCAAAUUCAUGUCAUUCAAGAAAGGGUAGUGCUAAAGUUAAUAGAUAACCAUUUGCAAUUAUUAGUAAUUGUCCAGAAUUUUAAUAAUGUGCCAAUUAUUUAUAAAGUAAAGUACAAGGAUUAGAAAUGAGAGUGAAAAAUCUUAAUAGUCAUCAUGCAAGUGAUAACAGAUCAACUACAGCUUCUAAAACUACAUCAAAUCUAUCUCCUUUUAAUACUCAUAAAUAAUAUAAUAAAUAUGGAUCUAAUAAAUAAAUUGACACUCAAAGUUAUUAUGAAACAAUUAUCAAUAAAAGAUUAGAAAAUAUUAGUAAAAUUGAAUAAUCACCAAUCAAAACAGAAUAAUCUAUUAAUUAAGAUAAAUAUUCUGUUCAUAGUGUUGUUAAUCAUUAAACAAGAUUAAAUUAUAAUUGUAUUUAGAAAAUAUAAACAUUAACUAAAAGAUUGAGAUAAUUUAAAUUAGUUAAAGAUCAAAAUUAAGAUGAAUGUGCUCCAUCUUUAGCAAAAAUUAAAUGUUUUUGUUAAGAAUUCUCAAAUGAAUGUUUCGAUUUCUAUAGAUGUACAGAUUUAAUUACACUAAAAUAUUUUAUUUAUUUACUUUUAUAAGAAUUAAAUAAUAAUUCAGAUACAUUUAGAGCUAAUGAUAAUUAACAUUAUGAAUAAUAAAUUGAAUAUUUGAAAUCCUAAUUGGAUAAUUAAAAUAUUGAUUAAAUGACUUUUAAAGGUUAAAUUUAGUUAUAAAAAAUGGUAUAUAACACAUAAAAUCUAGUAUAAGAAAUAAUCAAACAAUUACAAUCUUAAAAUAAUUAAAAUGUAUUAACAAAUUAAGUUGAUUUGUUGAAUAAGUAAAUAAAAACAUUAAAAGAUAAUAUGAAUUAAUAACAAUUUUUAAAAAGUUCUUUUGGUGUUAAUUUAUCUAAUUAUGAAACAAAUGAAAAUAAUAGUUCAAUUAUUAAUUAAUCUAAUUAUAAGACAAAUGAAGAUAGAUUCAUGACUUAAAUGAGUUCUAAAUCAAAGUCUCCUUAUUGUAGAAAUAUUAGAAAAACCUAGAUAGAUUAUGAUUCAUAAAAUAAUCUGAGAUUAUUGGAAGAAUAAACAAUUAUUAAUAAGUAAUUAAUGGAGAAAAUAUUAGAAUUAUAAUCUUCAGAUUAAUAAAACUAUGCAAUAUAAGAAUUUUAAGAUUAAUUAAAUGAAAAAAAUAAAUAAAUUAAUGAACUUUAAAAGAAUUUAAAGAAUUAAGAAUAUUAUUCUGAAUUGAAUUAAAGAAUUUUAGAAAUAAGUAAAAAUUUAGACAAUGUAAUUUAAUAAAAUUCCUUAUUACUUUAAGAAAAUGAAACACUAAAAAGUAAAAUUGAUUAAAUGAAAUAAAUAGAAUAAAAAUACUUUGAUUUGCUUUAAGAUAAUAAUAAGUAAUGUUAAUAACUAAAUUCUAUUAUAAAUGAUAAUUGUUAGUCUAAGAAAAUUUAAUAAUAAUAUGAAGCAGAAUGUAAAGGAUAUUAAUAAUAAAUUUUAAAAUUAUAGGAAAAGUGUGAAGUAUUAUAAGCUUCUUUAUAAGAUUAAAAUGAUUCCAAAUUUUUAUAAUAAUAAAUUAAUGAAUUAUUAUAAUAAUAAUAAGAAUAAAAUAAAAUUAUUGUAAUUAUAAUUUAUAAUAAAUUAGAGUUUAAUCACAGAUGAAGCAUUGUAUUUAGGAUAAAUGACCUUAUAUACUAAUGAUUUAUUAUAGAAAUAAUAGGGUGAUAUACCUAUUUCAAUAAAAAUAUUAUAAAAAGACUUAAAUAAUAAAAAAGCAACAAUCCAAUAGAAGAUGAAAAUUUUAUAGUAAUUUGGAAAUAAUAUGAAAAUAAAAUAAUGUAUUUCACAUAAUAGUUCAAUAAAAACAAAUUCUGAUAUAGAUUUAUUAGAAAAUUUGGAAAAUGAUGUAAUACCAAUUAGAUUUCAAUAAUAAUCCAAUUAACAUAAUGAUUUGAUGGCAUUGUUAGUAGUACAAUGUCAUGCAAUAGAAAAAAUGAUUGAUUUUUGA